CCAUAUAAAUAAUAUAUAUCCUUUCAGAUAUGCUAAAACCAUUACCAAAGGAUAUCUCAUUUCUAUGUGUAACGCCUUAUUAUUUUUCUUUAGUUUACCUAUUAUCGAAAUAUUAAUUACAAAGCAUGAAGAUUCAGAUAAUUUUACUAUGAACUUUCCAUUUGCUGCAUCAUAUCCUGUGGCUUUUUAUAAAUUUCCCUUGUAUGAGGUACCAUUACAUUUCACUUGCGUUACAAACACGAUUUAAUUGUAGUUACUAGUUUAUAAAUAUAAUUUCAUAUAUAGAUUGCAUAUGCAUCUCAAAUAUUGGCAACAAGUAUUUGUUGUUUGGUCAUGCUUGCAACUGAUGGUUUAAUUGCAACUGCUCUACUUCAUACAUGCGGACAUUUUGCGGUACUUAGAAAAAAUGUGAAACAACUUGAUUCAUACAUCUAUCGUGUAUGUAUUGUAUUCUACUAUAUAUAUGUAUAUAAUUGUAAUGUUAUUUAUUUUAAAAUAAUCCAAUUAUUGCAGAUAACUCGUUUAAAGACUAAUUCAAAACACAUAAAUGCAAAUUUAUACGAAAUCAAAAUUCAAAUAAUACAUGUAAUCAAACAUCAUCAAGUAGUGCUUUGGUUUUGCGACAAUAUGGAAAAAAAUUUCCAUCUAAUACUCUUUUUACAAGCAAUGAUCAGUAGUCUCCUAAUUUGUUUCGUCGGAUUUCAGGUUUCUGCAGUACGCAUAUUUACAGAUUUAAAAAUUGUAAUAAAUCAUAAGCAACUUAUUAUAUGUUAUUUAAUACAUAUUUUUGCAUUACAGACGUUAAUGGAACAGUCUAAAAUGAUUAAGUUUGCUUCUCAUUUAAUCGUGGCAUUUUUUCAAUUAUUACUUUUCUGUUUUCCUGGAGACAUGUUAAUACAAGAGGUGGAUGAUAUUAUAUAAUUACAUAUGUAUAAGAAUAGAUGUACUUAAUUUUAAGUGUAAAAGAGUUUCAGUAUAAGCACAGCUGUAUAUUCCAUACAAUGGUCUCAAUUAGCAACUUUUAUUAAA
Bombus impatiens (common eastern bumble bee) is the source of this 1029-nucleotide messenger RNA. Its product is annotated as odorant receptor 13a. Gene Ontology annotation, biological process: sensory perception of smell; detection of chemical stimulus involved in sensory perception of smell. The record is from RefSeq and is a predicted model, not a curated record. Bases 334 to 921 code for a protein of 195 amino acids. Gene Ontology annotation, molecular function: olfactory receptor activity; odorant binding. The transcript has 2 exons. NCBI's taxonomy places the organism in Eukaryota, Metazoa, Arthropoda, Insecta, Hymenoptera, Apidae. Gene Ontology annotation, cellular component: plasma membrane.